AUGGCUCAGGAUAAGAAAAUCCCAAAUGUGAGGACUGGUACGAACCUAGUUAAAAUUGUGGUUGUGGGCGUCGGAAGUGUUGGCUCUGCGACGGCUUACACGUUGCUUCUCAGUGGUGUCGUUUCUGAAAUUGUACUGAUAGAUAUCAACAAGGAGAAGGCAGAAGGUGAAAGUAUGGAUUUGAAUCAUGCGGCGCCUUCGACGACAAGAUCUCGAGCUGGAGACUAUUCUGACUGCGCAGGUGCGGAAAUUGUCAUAGUUACGUGCGGGAUAAACCAAAAGCAUGGUCAAACCAGGAUGGAUUUGGCCGCCAAGAACGCCAAGAUCAUGCAGGACAUUAUUCCAAACGUGGCCAAAUAUGCACCCGACACCAUUUUGCUUAUCGCAACAAAUCCUGUCGAUGUUUUGACAUAUGUCAGCUACAGGGCUUCAGGUUUUCCUUUAAAUAGAGUUAUUGGAUCUGGCACAGUUCUCGAUACCGCUCGCUUCAAAUAUAUUCUCGGAGAGCACUUUGAUAUAGCAUCAGAGAGCAUCGACGCUUGUGUUGUUGGAGAGCAUGGAGACUCGGGGGUUCCUGUUUGGUCUUUGACAAGCAUCGAUGGCUUGAAGCUCCGUGACUACUGCGAAAAGAAAAAUCAUAAUUUUGACCAGGACACCUUUCACAAGAUUUUUGAGCAGACCCGUGAUGCCGCUUACGAUAUCAUCAAACGUAAGGGGUAUACCUCGUACGGUAUCGCAGCCGGCCUACUUCGCAUUGUGAAGGCUAUCUUGGAUGAUACAAACUCCACGCUCACUGUCUCGACUGUAGGCGAUUAUUAUGGAGUGAAACAAAUUGCUUUGAGUGUCCCCAUCAAGCUGAACAAGACCGGUGCGCACCAAGCCGAUGAGCUUUCACUCGAUGAGAAAGAAACUGUGCUAAUGAAAAAAUCAGCUGGCCAGAUUAAAUCAGCACUCAGAACUCUGGACCUCGAGUGA
This is a messenger RNA of Lachancea nothofagi CBS 11611, 975 nucleotides long. Lineage: Eukaryota; Fungi; Ascomycota; Saccharomycetes; Saccharomycetales; Saccharomycetaceae. The record is from the annotation of a GenBank genome assembly.